AUGCUAUCUUCGUCAUUGCGCUCUCUCUGCCACCGGGGCCCCUCAAUGGCCUCGCGGGCCUUCAGCACCUCGUCCGCUGUCCAUGCUGCCGAGGUUAAGUCGCUGGGUGUGAUAGGAGCUGGGCAGAUGGGGUUAGGAAUUGCUCUAGUAGCUGCUCAGAAAGCCCAAGUCCCAGUGACCCUAAUCGACAACUCCCAAGCAUCCAUCGACAAGGGCCUCAAGUUCGCCGACAAACUCCUCGACAAAGAUGUAUCCAAAGAACGUCUCACCCGGGACGCCGCCGACGCCGCCCGGGCGCGCAUCACCCCGAGCCUGAAAAUGGACGACCUCUCCACCGUCGACUUUGUCAUCGAAGCCGUCCCUGAGAUCCCCGACCUCAAGACCUCUAUCUUCUCGAAACUCGCCCAAAUUGCCCCUAAACAUGCCAUCCUCGCUACCAACACCUCCUCCAUCUCCAUCACCAAGAUCGCAGCCGCCACCACAACAGACCCCAGGGACCUGCAGGCCCCCUCGCGCGUCAUCUCCACGCACUUCAUGAACCCAGUCCCCGUGCAAAAGGGCGUAGAGAUUAUCGCUGGCUUGCAAACCUCCCAGGAAACAAAGGACACCGCUAUCGCUUUUGUCCAGCGUAUGGGCAAGGUCGCUUCUGUUUCUGCGGACUCGCCUGGUUUCCUGGCGAACCGGAUCCUCAUGCCAUAUAUCAAUGAGGCAAUCAUCUGUUUAGAGACCGGCGUCGGUGGUCGUGAGGAUAUUGAUAACAUCAUGAAGACGGGCACAAAUGUGCCUAUGGGUCCGUUGGUGUUGGCGGACUUUAUCGGUCUGGAUACUUGUCUCGCUAUCAUGAAUGUCUUGCAUCAGGAGACUGGUGAUAGUAAGUACCGGCCAUCCGGGCUGUUGAAGCGUAUGGUUGAUGCUGGGUGGCUGGGCAAGAAGUCUGGAAAGGGCUUCUACGACUAUUAA
Molecule: messenger RNA, 960 nt
Organism: Aspergillus eucalypticola CBS 122712
Lineage: Eukaryota; Fungi; Ascomycota; Eurotiomycetes; Eurotiales; Aspergillaceae
Product: 3-hydroxyacyl-CoA dehydrogenase family protein
Exons: 3
Coding region: 1-960 (319 amino acids)
Biological process (GO): fatty acid metabolic process
Molecular function (GO): NAD+ binding; oxidoreductase activity, acting on the CH-OH group of donors, NAD or NADP as acceptor
Source: RefSeq, a predicted model, not a curated record